This is a messenger RNA of Priapulus caudatus, 248 nucleotides long. RefSeq names its product polycystic kidney disease 2-like 1 protein. Lineage: Eukaryota; Metazoa; Priapulida; Priapulimorpha; Priapulimorphida; Priapulidae. The record is from RefSeq and is a predicted model, not a curated record. The annotation marks the transcript as partial. The transcript has 2 exons.
UGACGUUUGGCAUGACCAGUUCUACGAUGUUCUACUAUACGAAGGUUCUGUCAGAGCUGUUCCUCGACUCCCAGUUCAACGAGACGAGGAACAACUACCGCGGCAUGAACCAGAUGAUGGACUGCUGGAGGUUUGCCUGGGAGCCAAUGCUUAACGGACUCUACUGGGAGAAAUGGUACAACGGUGAGCCAGUGAACAUGACACGAUCCAACGGAAGCUUUAUCUUCUACGAGAACAAGAUCCUCGGC